Messenger RNA from Asterias rubens (European starfish), 9088 nucleotides. RefSeq names its product serine-protein kinase ATM-like. Gene Ontology annotation, biological process: DNA repair. The record is from RefSeq and is a predicted model, not a curated record. Gene Ontology annotation, molecular function: protein binding; protein serine/threonine kinase activity. The transcript is spliced from 50 exons. Lineage: Eukaryota; Metazoa; Echinodermata; Asteroidea; Forcipulatida; Asteriidae. The coding region runs from base 23 to 8143 and encodes 2706 amino acids.
UAGUUGGGAGAUUCUACUAGACAUGAUCUCUAUCCAGACCUCAAAUCUUAUCCUAUGGUUGCAACUAAUCCAGUUAGUACUACACAAGUAUCCAAACAGUCUUCCACUGGACCAACUACUGCCGUUAAUAUCAAAGCUUCAUCAAGUACAGACUGAAAGCAAAAGAGCCGAAGUACAAACAUGGUUGUUAAAGACACUACAAGCGUUGGCUGUUUGUCAAUUUAAACUGAGCAAUCUACCCACUGGAUUAGUAACAGCAUUGCAAACAGAGUGGAACAAGAUCUGGUCCUGUGCCAUUAGAACGAUCAGCUUGCAUUCAGCCGAGUGUGAUGGAUUUGACCUUUUGACCUCUAUGUUGCAUUAUGGGAUAGUCAACCCAGACAAGGAACACUGGCGCCUCUUCAUGGCAGACUCUACUCAACCAACAAGGAGCUCUGUUCAAUUUUUGGCAAUGUAUCUGAGCCAUCAUUCUCUACCAGAGAACUACACCUGUAAACCUGGUGGGAUCCUAGUCUCUGAAUCAGCCGCUGUUAAAGGAAUCUAUCCAUUAAGACACCAGCUGCUCAAUUGGCUUCUACCAAUAGAGGAACAAGAUGAGCCUGGAGAGAGACUAAUUAUGACGCUCCUUAAAAGCCUACCAACCACCCUGGUAGCCAAGGUUUUGGGUAAACUGACCCAACGUACUACCCAGUGUAGACCUCAAGACACAACCCACAACAAUCCUCCAGAUCCCACAAGAAGCAAGACAGAACAAACACUGCAAGAUGUAGAGACACUGUAUCUCCAGUCCUCCUUUAAUAAACUAGUCUGGCAAGUUACUGAGGAUAGAUGUCUGAGUGAGAGUGAUGUUAAAGGAGGUUCUGCUAGCGUGGUACUCUCAGUCAAACAGAGUUUAAUGAAGACUCUUGAGAUUAUCGGAAUUCAAGUUCUAGACUUCUCAAGCAAUGAGGUGUCUUGUUUUGAGGCUUUGAUCCACUAUGCCAGCUUUCUAUGCAAGACUCUAUCAUGGCUAAUUCAACUUGGUGUUCUAUCAAAUCUAGAGAUUGCUCAAUCAAAAGUCACUGACAGCUUAAAGACUUUACUAAAGAGAGUCUCUGUUGCCCUUCGUACUCUCUGGCAUAAGAACGAGUCCGAUAACAAGGUUCGAAUCCAGUCUCUGGAAUCUCUGAUUAUGACUUUGGAUGAUAUGUUAACCUGGGACCAUUCAUCUAGCGGUCAGAUGGUUCAAGACUCUGCUCAAUGGCUAGCUGAUACUUGUAGACGUAGCACACCAAGGGAGCUCAUUGAUUUACUCUUUGAAAUCAUACGCAAGAAGGGAACCAAUGCUGUAACCAGUAGGAGUGGACCACCCAAGAUGGCUGCCAAAGAUCCAUUUGGUGAUGAUUUCAUGGAUACUGAAUUUGACGAUGAUUUAAGUGACACUAAUCAUGAUGAAGUGGAUUCAUUUGAUGUCAACAGCAAUCUCCCUGAUGAGACUGCUAAUCAGAAAGAUAAUCUGAGUCUACUGUCUAGUGAUUCACUGUCUGAGUGUGAGCAGCUAGCAUUGAAAGCAGCUAAGUGUCUAUGUUCAUGGAGUCUUACUGGUGGUGGUAAGCUGAGUCAAGAGAAGCAGAUUGCACGAUCUGCACUCAGCCCGUUCAGUGUUCAAGAAAAACUACUAGACUUGUUUGAACAAGAUGUUUGGGAUCCUAGUUCUGCAUUUGAUGUACAAUUGUAUUUCUUGGUUGCAGAUGCAUUUAUUGCAUGUGAUGAGAUACCAGAUGAUGCUCACAUCAAUGGUUUGCUGUAUGCUUUAAAAACUGUUGUGUCCAGUCAUCGUAAAGAUCAUGCGUUAUGUGCAGCAGCUUUUAGUCUCUUCUCAAGACUGAUACCAUGUCUUGAUUGUGGCACGGCAGAAGUGUCACAGACACUCAGACAAGCUAGAGAUGUUGCACUACGUCUCAUCAAUGCAAUUUGGAAACUCCAGUGUGACUUCACCCCUCCAGAACGUCUAGCCAUUGCCAAGUGCAUACAUGCUCUGGUUCUGAUUGACCCCAUGGGAAAAUGGACUAUUCUGAGGUCAAGGGUCAAGGAGAGUGGUCAAGGUGAUAAUGAUCUGAGUGCUCAUAGCUUGAUGUACAUGUUAGUCAGAGAUGGAGGCAGUCAUACAGUCCGAAUGUACAUGGCUCUUGCAAUCAAAUGCCUUUUCUGUCAUCCAAGUAAAGAUGGAACAGUCAGUACACCUUUUACUAAGGAGAUACAGAAUCAGGCAUUUGACAUGGUGUACCAGGCAGCCCAAGAUGCCAUGGAUAUCAAGGGACGAUUGAAGACCCAAGAUCAAGCUGAGCAGUCAGCUAAUCAUACAGCUAGUCUGUUAGCGACUUUGUCUACGAUGGCUCGAUACAGUCCAGCCUGUGAGAAGAAGACUGUGUUUGCUCUGAUGCAGAUUGUUACCCUCAAUGGAAUCAACAUACCACUCAUGAACAAAGUUCUACACAGUAUAUCAGACAGUCUACAGUACACCUCAGUCACCGUCUUCAUGGAGACCCACUUGAGUUUUCUUCUUUAUCAAUGGCUUCUGGAGAAGUAUUUACUCACUCAGUUUCCUUACCAGCUCUUAGGAUGCCAGACUGAGCAAGAGUUCUACCGGAGAUAUCACCGAGUAGUAAUUCCUCAUCUUGUUACCAUGGAGUCUAUUGAUACAGUACAAGACAUCGCAAAAUCCCUCCACACUGACUGGACACAACUCCUCAAAGACUCGUUCCCACAAACCAUUGCGCAUAUCCUACCCCUGUUUGCUAACACAGGGGCAGCAGAGGAAGGUAUUGGAAGUGAAGAUUAUCAGAAGAGGCGUAGUGGAGCCAUUAAGGGAUUAGCAGCGCUUGAAGGCACCCUGGGAAAAGAGGCAAUAGAUAGCAUGAUACAAGUCAAUCUAGAUCAGAUUGUAGUGGAGCUUCUUGCCAUGCUGUAUGAACCACACUCUGUAGGAAGUAGAGAUGGAACUCAGUUUACAAGUGACAGAGAUCCGGAGCCCAAUCCACCAUUCUUUACUUCCUACACCAUCAAGGCUACCCUGGAUUACUUAACUACAUGUCAUGCUGGUAGUAAAGCUCUAACGUUGGUCACGCUGCUGGCUAAGACACAGGACAACAUUCAGAAGAUUCUAUUAUCCCUUCACAUCAAGAUUUCUAAAUCUCCUGGUUAUCAUGAGAAGCAACGUAUACUCCUAGCCUAUCGUCUCUUUAUCUCACUACUCCUAGCUGAGCUUCCUACUGGUGGACUAGGUGGAUCUUGGGCAAUGGUCUUACAAGAUGUCAUCUAUACCUUAGUACAUAGCCUACAGGAAGGACAGGAGUUAGGCAAGGGGUUAGAGCUAGGGGAAGGCGGACGUCUAUGUGGUCUGUGUGUGGAUCUAUUACAUGAUGUUUGCAUGACAGCGCUCAAGUGUUGUGCUGAGGAACUUGGUAAGCAUCUAUGUGUGAUGAUAGGAGCUCUAGUACCAUUAAUGGAAACAGAUGAUGCUGUUGCUAAUCAGGCUUUGUCAUUAAUCAACCUUCUAGUGAUAGACAAUGCGGAUACACUUGGCCCUUCUCUCAAACUCCUAGAUCCAUUCCCAGACUCAGUCAAGCUUGCCCCGGCCAGGGCGGCUCAACAAGCAGUCAAAUAUGAGGCAGGAGAGUUCACUCUAAUGGAGGAAGUGCAGCAUUUCUUAAUGGUUGGUAAACAGGGAGGUGUUUUAAGAUUAGAGGGAUUGAGGCAUCUACAUCAUCAGCUUGCUACAAAGAAAGAAGAGUUGGCUAUCAUGGUACAGCAAUGUGCAGAAGGAUGUGAUAGAACCAUCAUUCAUCUCCUAACUGAGCUGGUCAAGAUAAGUGGAGCUGGAGAUCACGUCUUAGGAUCCAAGGAUAACGUCUCACAAUCACUGAAGGAAGAGGCUGGUCGUUGUUUGGGUGACAUUGGAGCACCUAAUCUAUCUACAGUAGCAUUACAUUGUGAUGAAGCUGAGAAUGUUGCUAGUUACACCACUGCCUUGAAGGUGUUUGCUAAAGAUCCAAUCAUGUCUAGGCAUGUUGUUAUCAUUCAUCUACUUCAACAGUAUCUCUCAGAUCCAAACGUUGAUAUAGUAGAAGCCGCAGCCAACUGCUUAAAGACUGUACUAGCAACAAACUCAGGACAACGAUGUCAUGAGAAGUACAAAGAGAAAAACAUUGAUAAACUCUUUGGUUAUCUACAGCCGUUCAGACCGAGCAAGAGAAAGAUAACCCACAAACCAGCACUCCCGCCUUCAGCCGCUACCUUUGAGAAGACCAUUGGAGAUCCGUUACUAUGGCAGCCAGUUAGUAGUAACCAUGGUGAUUGGGUGAGGAAUCUGACUGUUGCGUUGAUUAGGAGUGGUGGAGUGAAGGAUGAGAUUCUACUUCAGUUGCAACCGAUCUGUACAGUCAAGGUUGAAUUUGCAGAGAGAGUCUUACCCUAUGUAUUCCAUGACAUCUUGAGUCUAGGUAUUGAUAGAUUCAGACAGGUUUUAUCACAUGGUGUGGAGACAGUCUUCUCUAGUCAUUGUCAAAGUACUAGUAAUAGUCGAGCACCUACACCAGUCCCCUUCCACGAUGCGUCUUCAAGUCAACUAGGUCAAAGGUCAAUCCACACUCUUCUUGAUGUCAUGUACUACUUGAGAACACAAGAAAGACCAACAGGAGGGCGGAGUAAGAGCACAGCAUGGGAUAAUAACUUCUGGCUUGACGUCAACUACUUGCUAGCAGCUAAAGCAGCACAGAAUUGUAGAGCACACUUCACCUGUUUGCUGUAUACUGAAAUAUGGUGUGACGUUCAGAGGUCCCAGCAAGGAUCUAUUGGUUCUAGUAGAUCCUCUAGCCAGUCACUAAAUCAACCUUCAGAUAUAGAAUCUCUCAAUGUACUGUCUAAUGAAUCCCAUAUCAACAUACAGAGUCUGCUGCUAGAGGCUUAUAGUAGUAUUGGUGAACCUGAUGGGGUGUAUGGAUGUGGAGCUGGGAGACUCACUGAUACAUGUGCAAGGAUCCACACGUAUGAACAUGAAGGUGACUGGGAUAAAGCACUGAGUGCGUAUGAUCUGAAACUUCAUUCUAAAUCAACCCACACUGGACAGGAAGAGAUAGGAAUCCUACAGGCGAUGCAGAAUAAAGGUCUAAGCCACAUUCUAAAUGUCUACCUUCAUGGUUUACGAUCAGAACAAGUCGUCAUUGGUCCUGAGAUGGCUGAGUUUCAAUAUGAAGCAGCAUGGAGGAAUGGACAAUGGGAUCAGGAACUAGACCAUUCGCAUCAGACUCAAUCCACUGGUUAUCAUCAAUCCAUAUUCACUGCGUUAUCAUGCCUAAGGGAUGAUGAGGAAGAAUCAUUCCAAAUGGCCCUGCAACAUGCACGAUUAGACACAGUCAGGCAGCUAUGUAAUGUCAGUAUGGAGAGUGCUUAUAGUGUGUACCCGAUGUUAUCCAGGUUACAGGGCCUUACUGAGAUGGAGGACUUUGGAUCUGUGUUGCUUGAGAACAGUCAGCCAAUGUUAGUGCUUCACAGCUGGAGUUCUCAACUCACCUUAAUGGAUAAUGACUUUGAGUUUUGUGAGCCAACCCUUGCCUUAAGGACCGUGUUACUUCAAUUACUACUAGAGAGGAAUAAUGAGACUAGUUAUAUACAGCAAGCCUAUGAAGGACUCGUCACACAUCUUAAGAAUUACACUCAACUAGCUCGGAAAGCAGAACGCUUCCAGAUUGCAGAGAAAGCCUUAGCGACGCUACAGUGCUUAGAUAGACCAUCUGAUGUACAGAGUGAUCCAUCAUGGUGGAGAUUGAUUGAAGAAGCGAAAGUUUACUGGACUAGAAAUGAGAAGACUACUGCUAUGCAUCUUAUUAAAGCACUGUUAGACAAGAUCAGUAGGAUUCACACCCAAGACCCCGUGGCAGAGUCCCUUCAUCCAGAGGUUCUGACAAUCUUUGGUAACUGGCUGGCUGAUACAUGCUCAGAAAGUCCUAAUGUCAUUAUUGAUAAGUAUAUGGAAAAGGCAGUUGACAUCUAUGAUGCUAGGAGUGAUACCAGUGCUCCAGCUAUCAAUGCUCAUCUAUCUCUGGCUCGUUUUGCUGAUUCUCAAUAUCAGAACAUUGUGAACUACACUAAGUCUAGUGAGUAUGAAGCUAAGGAGAAUCUACUGAAGAGGGCAAAGAGAGACUGUGAAGAACUCAAGGCCAUCGGGGGAAAGAGUAGCAGCAGUGACAGUAAAUACUUACGUACCCUUCAUAAGCAAUCUGAGAUUGAUGAGCUAGAGUUGGGGUCCAUGAUGGAAGACAGAGAGAACUUCUUACAGAAAGCGAUUGAAUGCUAUUUGAAGUGUCUUCAGCAUGGAAGCCAAGAUCAUGAUAUGAGAGUCUUUAGAGUUUGUUCAUUGUGGUUUGAUAACUCAUCAGAUGACUAUCUUAAUCAACUCAUACAGGAAUCUUGUGAGAGAAUUGAAAGUCGUAAGUUCUUACCCAUGUUGUAUCAACUAGCAGCUAGGAUGACCACAAAGACUCAAGAUAAACAACUGUUUCAUGAAGUACUAAAUGAGUUGAUAGAGAAGAUGGCUAGGGACCAUCCUCAUCAUGCACUGCCUAUUAUUCUAGCUCUUGCUAAUGCAAACAAGGAUGCCCUGAUCACUGCAUCUAAGACUACAGGUAGACUGGCCCGUACUACCUCAUCAGUCAAAGACUCAGAUACCAGCCAUGCUGAUCAAGCCAGAAUGCAAGCAGCUAAAGGCAUGUUAGAGCGAUUGAGAUCUACUCCUAGUAUUCGUGAUAUUCUUGCUGGAUUAGAGAGACUAUCUGAUGCUUAUAUUGAACUGGCUUAUUGGGAUGUCUCGGAUCGCAAGAGAGAAACAGGAGCCAUUCGACUUCCCUCGACUCAACCACUGACUCAACUAUCGCACUUACAACAUGUUGCCAUGCCAACCAUGGAGGUACCUAUUGAUGCAAACUGUCGCUAUGACAACAUAACUUGGAUUGAAGGAUUUGAAGGGACGUUCAAGUUAGCUGGAGGGAUUAACCUUCCUAAGAUUAUCACUUGCAUCGGAUCAGAUGGGAUCAAGAGGAGGCAGCUUGUUAAGGGGAAGGAUGAUCUGAGGCAGGAUGCAGUCAUGCAACAAGUGUUCUCAUUGGUCAAUAAACUUCUUCAAAGAAAUCAAGAAACAAGAAAACGGAGACUUCAAAUCAGAACAUACAAAAUUGUACCUCUUUCUCAGCGUAGUGGCUUACUAGAAUGGUGUGAGGGUACAAUGCCUAUUGGUCAAUAUCUCAUUGGGAAUCAAAGGACUGACUUUGGAGCUCAUAAACGCUACAGACCUCAAGAUUGGACAUCCAUGGAAUGCAGAUCUAAAAUGGCGCAAGCGCACAAAAGCUCUGAACAAGGGAAGAAGUACAGAGAGUAUUUGGCUGUGAUGGCACAUUUCAAACCGGUGUUCCGUCAUUUCUUCUUGGAGAAGUUUCCUGACCCUGCUGUGUGGCUUGAGAGGAGACUAGCCUACACAAGAAGUGUAGCUACAUCCUCUAUUGUUGGGUACGUGGUGGGUCUUGGUGACAGACAUGUACAGAACAUCCUGGUGGAUUGUAACCUUGCUGAGUUGGUGCACAUCGAUUUAGGUGUGGCCUUUGAGCAAGGAAGGAUUCUACCGACUCCAGAGACUAUUCCCUUUAGGCUUACCAGAGAUCUUGUAGAUGGAAUGGGUAUAGCUGGAGUGGAAGGGGUCUUUAGGAGGUGUUGUGAGAAGACAAUGGAUGUAAUGCAUAACUCACAGGAGGCUUUGCUCACCAUACUCCAGGUACUUCUAUACGACCCUCUCUACAUCUGGACCAUGUCUCCACAUAAAGCCAUUGCACUCCAACAGCGCCGCGAUCGCAACGACCCCGAUGCCUCAGACCUCAACACCACCGCAACAGACCUUCCAGAUGGUGAGACAACCUUCAAAGGUCAAGACAGUAAUGAUGGGUCAGAGGUCAACAAGGUAGCUGAGAGGGUGGUACUAAGAUUACGGCAGAAGCUACAGGGUGUAGAGGAGGGGGUCGCAAUGAGUGUCAAAGGUCAGGUCAACAGAUUAAUCCAAGAAGCUACAGAUUCUAAGAAUCUAUGUCGAGUCUUUCCAGGUUGGCAACCUUGGUUGUAACAUGCAGGGCACUUAGCAUGGAACAUUUGUGCUUAGCAUAUACAGGUUACCAGCCAAAAUCCCGUGUGAUAACAUGUUGAUUGUGCUUGGUUCACUGCUAACAUACUCGGAACUUAAGCAGCUCUGGAUGUAGGUGUGGAGUCAGUGAGUCAAGACUUUCCAUUCCGCCAAAUCGUAUGAUGCAUUUUACUGAAUAACAUUGUAUUCAGUUUGUAUUGGAGUCGUCCUUGCCAGUGCAACACUGCACUAAAACAAAGUACUAACAAAAAUAGUUUGCUGCAAAAAUAUCUUUUAUAUUGUAUUCUUCCAUUUGUGAAUUGUAUACCAAGUUGAUCAUCAAUUAAUACUCAUAAGAUUCACCCAGCAUUUGGAUGUCUCUUAAGAUUAUUCCUCUACAUAGAAUCUCUAUCAGCAAUAAGUUCAAGUAAAUUUACAAAAUUGUUGUUUAUCCGACACAGCUUUAUAGAAAUCUUUCGCUUUUCUGAGAGAUGAUCAAUUUGACUGAAGUUGGAUUUCAUUAAAAAAUAUUCAAUAUUACAUUUAUAUCGAUACAAGUAAACUUGGCAUAAUUUCUUUUUAGAAGUGCAGGUAUAAAAACCCAGAACACUUAUAGGUUUCCCCAGCCUUCUAAGUUUCAAUGAUUAGUUUCAAUCAUUAACUUCGCUUUUGAAGAUUCCUUGAUUUCAUUACCAUAAAUGAAUAAUUAAUAAUCUGUCUUCACACUGAGUUGUCCCUGCCAGCUAGUUUUCAUUUGUAUAACUAUCAUCAUGGUGUAUGAAGAAUGUCUAAGCUACAUGACAUAUAGAGUGUAUUCCUUAUAAUGUAAAAUCUUUAACCAUUGUGGAGCUACUGUCAUUAAAAGGAUAUGUUGCUUAAAGGGAAAGUACACGUUUGGUAACUACUCAAAACAAUAUGAACUUAAAAACUGACUUGGUUACGAGCAUU